Messenger RNA from Lepus europaeus (European hare), 1295 nucleotides. It is a transcript of the gene TMEM219, whose product is annotated as transmembrane protein 219. The transcript is spliced from 7 exons. The record is from RefSeq and is a predicted model, not a curated record. The coding region runs from base 440 to 1162 and encodes 240 amino acids. Lineage: Eukaryota; Metazoa; Chordata; Mammalia; Lagomorpha; Leporidae.
CUGACUGCCGAGCAAUCUGGAGGAUUUUCUGGGCUUCUCCGCGGCAUUGUGCCGCCUUCUCACUCUAAGCUGGCUCUGGAGGAGGAGGAAGUGGAGCUGUCUCAGGUGGACCCACAGAAAUGGAAGUGGAGUGAGAGAGGAAGAGUCCAGCAUGACCUCAGGGUUUUUGGCCUGAGCCAAAAGAUGCUGUCAAACCAACAAGAAUGUGUGGUUGUCAGCUCUUCAUUGUCAUGAUGAAUUCCUGACACAGCCUGACUUCAAGAAAAGAACUCUGCUUAACUCACAGCUUUGGAGGCUGAAAGUGCGAAUAGCACAGCGCAGGCUCUGGCGGGGAAGCACUCCUCGACUUUGUCAUCCCAUGGCCGACAGCAGCUAAGAGCCAGCAGUCACAUCUCUGCCGGGAAGACUCUCCCUGGAGGCCCAGACGCCUUUGCUCCCCAUGGGCAGCUGCCAAGCAGGGCACAACCUGCAUCUCUGUCUCGUCCACCACCCGCCUCUGGUCUGUGCCACUCUGAUCCUGCUGCUCCUGGGCCUCUCCGGCCUGGGCCUCGGUGGCUUCCUCCUCACCCACAGGAGCGGCCUGCGCAGCCCUGACAUCCCGGAGGACUGGGUCUCCUUCUUGAGGUCUUUUGGCCAGCUGACCCUGUGCCCUGUGAAUGGGACGGCCACAGGGACACGGCAGGGGGCUCACGUGGUAGGCCUAGUGACCACACUGAACUUCGGGGACGGUGCAGACAGGAACAAGACCCAGACCUUCCAAGCCAGCAUCCCAGGUCGGCAGCUGGGAUUGAAAGGGUCUUCUGCAGAGGAGCCCAUCCUCAUCACAGCCAGGGUGAGCCCGGAAAGGACGCCGGGAGCCUGCCUGUAUUUUAAUGCUGCUCCAGGGAUCCUGCCCUCCAGCCAGCCACCCAUCUCCUGCCUCGAGGACGGAGCAGGCAAUGCCACCCUGAGCCCUAGGAUGGGUGAGGAGUGUGUCCGGAUCUGGAGCCACGAAGGCCUGGUGCUCACCAAGCUGCUCACCUCGGAGGAGCUGGCUCUGUGUGGCUCCAGGCUGCUGAUCUUGGGCUCCUUCCUGCUUCUCUUCUGUGGCCUUCUCUGCUGUGUCACUGCUGUGUGCUUCCACCCGCGCCGGGAGUCGCACUGGUCCAGAACCCGGCUGUGAGGGUGCUGGCCUACUUCUGCCUUGUUCUCGGGUGUAAAUCAACUUCUUGGGUCUUGUUUCUGAGUUGGAAGAUGUCACAGAAAGUGAGGAGCUGGAGUGUGUGUGGGGGGUAAAUAAAAGGUUUUUUUGCCUA